Homarus americanus (American lobster) is the source of this 4019-nucleotide messenger RNA. RefSeq names its product F-box only protein 28-like (gene pall). Gene Ontology annotation, biological process: protein polyubiquitination. The record is from RefSeq and is a predicted model, not a curated record. The coding region runs from base 102 to 1601 and encodes 499 amino acids. The transcript is spliced from 8 exons. Lineage: Eukaryota; Metazoa; Arthropoda; Malacostraca; Decapoda; Nephropidae. Gene Ontology annotation, molecular function: protein binding.
UCAGUGACGCCAAACGGUCGUCUCUUGUCCUAUUGUUUUGGUAUUGGUUUCGACAGACACACGUCCUCGCCAUGAUUUUUUUUUGAAUCAGAAGCACAUAAAUGAAAUCCAGGAUGGUAGGCAAGGGCAGCUAUCUCAAUUUCUUGGAUCUGCCAGAAAUAGUGGUGGAGAAGACCCUCAGUUACCUCGCCUAUGAAGAACUUUCCCACCUGCGAAUAGUUUGUAAAAGAUUUAAUCAAAUGAAUCAGAUGCUCCUUAACAAGGGGUUCAGGAGGGUGGAGAGAUACCAAGCCAAGUGCCUUAAGGAGGUAAAGAGCCAAUUACCUCGCCGAGAGUCUGAGCGUCGGAACCAUCCCCUCUCCCGCCACUGUGACAUUCUGACUGCCAUCGAGACAAGGUUGUCACUGCUCAAUAUGACCUUCAAUAAAUAUAUUGACUGUCACAUGUGUUGCUUCAUCCCAGGAAAGGUCAUAGAUGAAAUAUAUCGAGUGUUGCGUUUCAUCCAGUCCAACAAGACGUUACCUCGGACGACUGAAAUACUGACAGAACUCCGGGACAUAUCCAGUAUGGCGAUGGAACACUUCGAGGAGAAGAUUAUUGGCCCCCUUAAGCUCACACCAUUGACGCCAUCCUCCCCGCGCUUCUCACUGUCCACGCCAUACUCCUCAUUCUCCCCUCUCUCAUCAUCACCUACGUCAAGCACAGCUGGUUCAUCCCUCAACAAAUCCCUCGCGACACCAUCAUCAUCAACAGAAGACUCCCCUCAUCUUUUUGCCUCCUACAAGAACACUAUCAGCACUCUCAAGAAGGAAGUUUCUGAUAUGAAGUCUAAGUUUAACGAGAUGCGGAGGAAGGUAAGCGAGCAGGAGCGGGUGGCCCUGGAGCAGAACCGUAUCUUGUCAGAGCAGACGGUCAAACUCACUAGCCAAGAAGGAAAACUCACAGAGGUGAAUCGCAAACUCCUGGAACAAGAGCAGCGUUUUAGUGAAGUUCUGGCUGAUAUGGCACGCAUGAAAGAGGAUUCUAAUGGUGGUUCAAGUAGCAGCAGCAGCAGCAGCAGUAGCAACAGCAACAACAAUAACAACAAAACUGAUGGAAAUUGGCCACGAGAGGAGAAGAACCAACAGUUUUAUGGCUCGCCUAAUAUUGCAGCUCCUACCAUUGGCUCCACUGUCUUUGUAGCAGCUAAUAUGAUGCAGCCAAACUUGCUCCCGGUCAAUUUAACUCCUGGUCAGCUAUCAUCGCCAGCAUACCUUACACCACCAAUGCAAGGUUACUCAUCAGGAGGGAUAGCACUCGGCAUGUCUCCAGGUCAUGCAGCAUCAUCCACCACCUCAUAUUCUACUUGUGUUAUGAGCCAAUCAAGUAGUUUAGGAACGAGCCCAGGUAGACAAAUAUCUUUUCCACAAUCUCCAUCAUCGGUGCACGAUCCUUCUUCGUCCACAACACAAGGUGAGGACAGCUCACCAUCCACAUCCCAGAAUGUGUGUGAGGUGGCAGCCUCUAGUGGUAAGUCACAUGGCAAGAAAUAUAAAAAGAGAAAAUUAUCUGAAGAAGAGGGAUUUCAAGAUACACCACAGGCUAAGUGGACCAAGAUGUAAAGGUACAGUAGUACGAUAUUGUAGUUAUGGUGUAAAGUAUGUAUAUAUCCAUACAAUCUGAAUGAAUAACAAUUAUUUUUACCAAAUAGGAUAGACAGACUAUACUGUUUGUUGUAACAAACCAUGUGGUAUCAUUGCAUAUACAUACUGUAUAUGGCUUAUGUCAACAUUAUCCAGUCUUAAAUUUGUAUUAAUUAUAAACUUAUCAAAACUCUGAAAAUACAUCCAUAACACUGUUUAUGUCCCAUAAGACAGCAACUCCAAUGUUUGAAGUGUAGCUUUAGUUUAGGGACCCACCAUGAUGACACCAUUGACAAGGUGUGUACACAAGAUAACAAAUAUUACCCUACCAGUCCUCCUCCACCUGUGUAUUGGUUAACCCACACCUGGGGGGUAAUAGUCCAUAUUAUUGUGCCAUUAAAGGUACUUGCUUGAUCUUCUUUUACUAAUGCUGUAUGUGUAUUUGUCAUUUUCUUAUUCGGGUUUACAUGGAGAACUGUCUUCAAACAUAUGCUUUUUUAUAUCACAUAUAUGCGGUGUCUGGGUUUUUGCUUGGGUGUUGUGUUCAAGGAGAGCAUAAACAGAUUGGAUACAUGAUACUUUUGCUGUAUCUCUGAAGUGUAGUGAUGUGUGAGUCUUUGCAGUGGGAAAACAAAGCAUCAGAUGAAACUUCCAACAAAUUGGAAAAUGUUUAUCCUAGAAAUAUGAGAUUUGCUACAAAGAUAUUACCAGUGGUGGUAGUACUGUAGUCCCAUGAAUUUGCUAUUUAAUUUAGGUCUAUACUUUAGGUUCGAGAAGACUUUACACACUGUUGUCAAGAUCAAUGAUUUUAACAAGAAGCUUCCAAUCCAGGUUGUAGCAAAAUAAUAUACUGUAUAUAUUAGUACAGUACCAUUAGACUGUAAUUGUGAACAUAUGAGGUUUAUAUCAUUAUGAAUUAAGAAAAGUCAUAAGUACAGUAUAAACAGGUACAGUAAUACAAGUACUGUAUUAUGAAAAACCUUAACCAUCAGAUCUUGUAAUGGUAAAGAUCAACAAAAAAGUGAUUUAGUUAAGAACAGUUGUCUCUCACUGUUGUGUUCUCAUUGUCAAUCAGGCUCGUGUUUUUUCUGGUAACCUCUUCAUAAUGUUAUGGCUCGUGAGGUUAUGAUUUAAUUUACAGUUUUAUUUAGUGUGAUGAGGUUUUGCAUCGACAUUUUCAUCCAUUGGCUGACUUUUGUAAACCUCAUAACAGCAUCUAUUAGAAAUAUGUUCACAGUAAGAUUUUUACAAAUUAACAUUGUGUACUGUAUAACACACUAAAUAUUACUACAAAUAAUAUAUUGUACAUGUAGUAUAAACUAUUUAGUAGAAUAUGACAUGCUUAAUAUGCUCUGAGAAUACCAUUAUGCAUGACCGGUAAAGUUGUAUCCAAUGCUGUACUGUUGUCAGGAAAUCCUUUAUUGUUUUGGGUGAUGAGGCUGGCCUUCACCCUCUGAGGUAAACCAAGGGGCAGCACUAGCGGUCACCUGCCCAGCAUUUUUGUACGAGCAAUUUUAAUAUUAAUGUUUUUUAUUAGAUUCUUUUUAUAUACAGUGCAUGGAUUUGUUUGUAAUUGAAGCUCUGUAAUACGAUAAAUAAAUAAUUAAAAAUGCUGUACUAGAUGAUUGUUGGGUGGGAUCUGACUGUAUUAUUAUUUACAUGCUGUUUUUAUAAUUGUAAAUUACUGUAUUCCCCAAUGAUACUGAAUAAAAAAAAUGACUGCACCACCAGUGCAGCCAUUGGAGUAUUAUAACUGUAUAAAAAUUAUUACAGUACAGUACACACAAUUACAGUACAGUUACAGUACAGUAGUUUGUUGAGCACCAAUAACUAUUUUUAACAAACUUACAGUAUUCACACUUGAAUUUUCUGGGAAAGUUCUGGCAUGUAUUUGAAGCCGUAUGAUGUAAAAAUGAUUUAUGGAAUUUUUAUUUUAUUUUUUUACAGUGAAUGAUGCAUCCAUUUUUUCACUAGAAUGCUACAGUAACUAUCCUGUAUGACGUACCUAGGCCACCGUGCAUCAUCAGAAUGUGAGAAUAUUAUGGUCUGUAACUUGUAGACAGGAUUCAGGUUGUGCAUGCAUGGGAUUGUUGUUCUUUUAGCUUAUUGUUGGGAUUGCUGUUUGUGUUGACAUUCAUGUGUAGUAGCUCUGCUUUGUAGGAAUAUUUCAUGAAGUUCAUUACUUUUUGUUUAGUGUUCUUAUGUAGUACAGUAAGUCCUCGCUUAACUUCGUGGUUUCGUUCCUGAAAAUCGCGACGUUAACAGAAACAACGUUAAGUGGAUCAAUUUUCCCCAUAAGAAAUAGAUACAAUAUGGGAGUUACGUUCCCCAGCCUCCCUUUGACCCAUAAAAUACAUUACAUAUACAGCCACUCCUCGACUUACGACAACCCGGACA